CACCUCUACACCAAGAAAGUCUGCGGCGAAGGCGCCCUCCGCGCCGUUUCCUACAACAUCCUGGCCGACACCUACGCCCAGACGGAGUUCUCCCGCACCGUGCUCUAUCCCUACUGCGCCCCGUACGCCCUGGAGCUCGACUACCGGCAGAACCUGCUCAAGAAGGAGCUGGUGGGCUACAACGCGGACCUCGUCUGCUUGCAAGAAGUGGACAAGUCCGUCUUUGUGGACAGCUUGACUCCAGCACUAGAAGCUUUUGGACUGGAAGGGCUCUUCAAGAUCAAGGAGAAGCAGCACGAAGGCCUGGCCACUUUCUACCGCAGGGACAAGUUCAGCCUCCUUAGCCAACAUGACAUAGCUUUCAGCGAAGCCCUGCUCUCUGACCCACUGCACAAGGAGUUGAGUGAUAAGCUGGCCAAGUACCCCUUGGUGCAGGAGAAGGUGCUGCAGAGGUCAUCUGUGCUGCAGGUUUUAGUUCUUCAGUCUACAACUGAUCCUUCCAGGAAGAUUUGUGUAGGCAAUACCCACCUAUACUGGCACCCAAAAGGUGGGAACAUCCGUCUCGUCCAAAUCGCUGUAGCCUUGUCUCACAUCAAGCACGUAGCAUGUGAUCUGUAUCCGAGCAUACCAGUCAUAUUCUGUGGAGACUUUAAUAGUACGCCGUCGUCUGGAACUUACAGCUUUAUUAACAGGGGUGGCAUCGCUGAGGAUCAUGAAGACUGGGCCUCUAACGGAGAAGAGGAAAGGUGCAACAUGCCUCUAAGCCAUCCUUUCCAACUGCUGAGUGCUUGCGGAGAACCUGCUUAUACAAACUACGUUGGUGGGUUUCACGGAUGCCUGGACUACAUUUUCAUCGAUAAAAACACCCUGGAGGUUGAACAGGUCAUCCCAUUGCCAAGUCACGAAGAAGUGACAACCCACCAGGCUUUGCCAAGUGUUUCCCAUCCUUCUGAUCACAUAGCACUAGUAUGUGACUUGAAGUGGAGAUAGAUCAGCUCUUCCACGGUGCUUUUCAGGGGUUUCAAACAAGAAAUGGCAUUUGCUGCUGGGGAACUGAGGU
This is a messenger RNA of Eurypyga helias (sunbittern), 1060 nucleotides long. It is a transcript of the gene PDE12, whose product is annotated as phosphodiesterase 12. The record is from RefSeq and is a predicted model, not a curated record. The annotation marks the transcript as partial. NCBI's taxonomy places the organism in Eukaryota, Metazoa, Chordata, Aves, Eurypygiformes, Eurypygidae. Gene Ontology annotation, cellular component: mitochondrion. Gene Ontology annotation, biological process: nuclear-transcribed mRNA catabolic process, deadenylation-dependent decay. Gene Ontology annotation, molecular function: 3'-5'-RNA exonuclease activity. The transcript is spliced from 3 exons.